Messenger RNA from Drosophila serrata, 1466 nucleotides. It is a transcript of the gene Acat2, whose product is annotated as Acetyl-CoA acetyltransferase 2. The record is from RefSeq and is a predicted model, not a curated record. Gene Ontology annotation, molecular function: acyltransferase activity, transferring groups other than amino-acyl groups. Lineage: Eukaryota; Metazoa; Arthropoda; Insecta; Diptera; Drosophilidae.
UGGUUUAAAGCAGAAAAGUCUACCUGGUCACUCUACGGCACCCAUUAGCAAUUUCGAAAAUUGUAAUUUAUUUGCUUCCAAUUAGCUGAGGCAUAAACGUUGCGCCACCUGUCCAUCGCCCUUCCAGAAUGUCUGACGUGUACAUCGUGUCCGCCGCCCGCACCCCCAUAGGUAGCUUCAAUGGAACGCUUUCUAAACUCAAGGCCUCUGAUCUGGGCAGCGUGGUGAUCCAGGAGGUGCUCCGAAGAGCCAAUGUGGAGGGACAGCAGGUCAGCGAGGUGAUUCUCGGCCAGGCGCUUUGUGCGGGCCAGGGUCAGAAUCCGGCACGGCAGGCUUCACUCAAGGCGGGUCUGCCCAUCCAGGUGCCAGCCUAUGGCAUUAAUUUGCUCUGUGGAUCGGGUUUGAAAACUGUUGCCUUGGGCUAUCAGGCCAUCCGCUCAGGCGAUGAAGUCGUGGUGGCAGGUGGACAGGAGAGCAUGUCUCUAGCUCCACACGUAAUACACUUGCGACAGGGCGUUAAAAUGGGACCCGGCACACUGGUGGACACAAUGCUUAACGACGGUCUCACCGACGCCAUGGAGAACAUACACAUGGGCGUCACAGCCGAGAAUCUUGCAGAGCAAUACCAGAUCAGUCGGGAGGCUCAGGAUGCCUAUGCCGUUCAGUCACAAAAUCGUGCGGAGGAGGCCCAGAAAAAUGGCUACUUCGAUAAGGAGAUUGUACCCGUGGAGAUCAAGGAUCGCAAGGGCACUCAGAUCUUCGACAAGGAUGAGUACAUCAAGGUCGGCAGUACCAUCGAGGGAAUCCAAAAGCUACGUGCGGCCUUCAAAGAUGGCGGUUCCGUUACCGCUGGCAAUGCCUCCGGUGUUAACGAUUCCGCUGCCGCAGUGCUGCUUAUGUCGGGCGAUGAAGUGACCAAGCAGGGUUUGAAGCCGCUGGCCAAGAUUGUGGGCUGGACGCAGACCGGCAUUGAACCGAAGGUGAUGGGCUUAGGACCAGUUACAGCCGUUGAAGCUUUGCUUACCAAAAUAGGUUGGACACGCGAAGAAGUAGAUCUUUACGAGCUUAACGAAGCUUUCGCCGCCCAAUCCCUGGCUGUGCUGCAGGACCUCAAGCUGGACGCCAGCAAAGUCAAUGUAAAUGGCGGUGCAAUUGCCUUGGGCCAUCCAAUUGGUGCUUCAGGCGCCCGUGUCCUGGUCACGCUUUUGUACGCUCUAGAGCGUACAGGUGGAAGUAAGGGUAUCGCCUCCCUGUGCAUUGGCGGUGGCAUGGGCAUCGCCCUGGCCGUAGAACGCGUCAACUAAGCCCACUCAUGGCCAUAUUUAUUAUUUUCCCGUCUCCCUUAAGUGUACAGUUGCAAAGUAGUAUUGCAUUUUUUGAUCGCGUAGUAUUUCCAAGUAUGAAUAUGGUGUACACCGAACCCAAGUCACAAAGUCUACUCAAUUAAAGCAAUUUAGAAACGUUCA